GGCAAUUCAUUCGACCCUUCCUGCGUCCGGAGUGUAGUCGAACAGCAGCUACAAGUGAUUUGGGCGAAACAUGGCAGGUUACUUGAAGGUCCUCAGCUCCCUUUCAAAGAGUGCUGCCUCGCUGUCUAAAAAUCCAGCCGUUCUUGCGCCUGCAACUUGCCAGAGUUUGCAACAGAGAAACUAUGCCGACAAACGCAUCAAGGUUGCCCAGCCGGUGGUGGAGAUGGACGGCGAUGAGAUGACCAGGAUCAUCUGGGAGUUCAUCAAGGAGAAGCUCAUCCUCUCCAAUGUUGAUGUGGAUCUGAAGUACUAUGACCUCGGUCUUCCCUACCGUGACCAGACCAAUGACCAGGUCACCAUUGACUCUGCGUUGGCCACCCAGAAAUACCAUGUUGCUGUUAAAUGUGCCACCAUCACUCCUGACGAAGCUAGGGUCGAAGAAUUCAAACUCAAGAAGAUGUGGAAGAGCCCCAACGGAACCAUCAGGAACAUCCUGGGUGGCACAGUCUUCCGUGAGCCAAUCAUUUGCAAGAACAUUCCCAGACUUGUUCCUGGUUGGACGCAGGCCAUGACCAUUGGCAGACAUGCCUUCGGCGACCAGUACAAAGCAACAGACUUUGUCGUCAACAAACCAGGCCAGUUCAAGAUGGUCUUCACUCCUACUGACGGUAGCAAAGGACAGGAGUGGGAGGUGUAUAACUUCCCUGGUGGCGGCUGUGGAAUGGGGAUGUACAACACUGACGAGUCCAUCACUGGCUUUGCUCACAGCUGCUUCCAGUAUGCCAUCCAGAAGAAGUGGCCCCUCUACAUGAGCACCAAGAACACCAUCCUCAAAGCCUAUGAUGGCCGCUUCAAGGACAUCUUCGAGGAUAUCUUUCAGAAGAAUUACAAGCCCGACUUUGACAAGCUGAAGAUCUGGUAUGAGCACAGGCUCAUCGACGACAUGGUGGCCCAGGUGCUGAAGUCAUCGGGUGCCUUUGUGUGGGCCUGCAAGAACUAUGAUGGAGACGUGCAGUCUGACAUCCUGGCUCAGGGAUUUGGCUCUCUGGGUCUGAUGACCUCUGUGCUGGUGUGCCCUGAUGGAAAGACCAUUGAGGCCGAGGCUGCCCAUGGCACAGUCACCAGGCAUUACCGUGAGCACCAGAAGGGAAGACCAACCAGCACCAACCCCAUCGCUAGCAUCUUUGCCUGGACCAGGGGCCUGGAGCACCGUGGCAAACUCGACGGAAACCCAGACCUCAUCAAGUUCUCCCAGACGCUUGAGAAGGUCUGUGUGGACACUGUUGAGAGCGGCGUCAUGACCAAGGAUCUUGCUGGCUGCAUUCAUGGUCUACCCAAUUGCAAGCUGAAUGAGCAUUACGUGAACACCACAGACUUCCUGGACGCCAUCAGAGCUAACCUGGACAAGGCACUGGGCAAAUGAAGGGAUCUGACCAUCACGAGCCAGAGAGGAAAUGACGGCGGUCAUUUUCAUUUCAUCUUUUGUACCUCAUUUUAAACUUUAAAAGGUCAUGAAAAGCACAUUCAUUAUGUGCUGAAGGGGAGACGUGAAGAAAAGUGACUAGAAUCAGUAGUGUGUUGUGAAGAGAAACAAAGUCCUGCUGUCUUUCACCAUCAAGUUGCGCUCAUUUGCCCUUCCCUGGAUUUCCAAGGUUCUUUAUUUUUGUAACAUGAAGUACUGUAUUGUCUCCUCAUACUGUAUAUUGCCAUGAACCAUUUUAUGGGCCUUUUCAAAAAUGCUCUAAUAAAUCUUCUUAGAUGUUUGGAUCCA
Alosa alosa (allis shad) is the source of this 1771-nucleotide messenger RNA. It is a transcript of the gene idh2, whose product is annotated as isocitrate dehydrogenase (NADP(+)) 2. Gene Ontology annotation, molecular function: magnesium ion binding; isocitrate dehydrogenase (NADP+) activity; NAD binding. The record is from RefSeq and is a predicted model, not a curated record. The coding region runs from base 71 to 1423 and encodes 450 amino acids. The transcript is spliced from 11 exons. Gene Ontology annotation, biological process: isocitrate metabolic process. Gene Ontology annotation, cellular component: mitochondrion. Lineage: Eukaryota; Metazoa; Chordata; Actinopteri; Clupeiformes; Clupeidae.